Molecule: messenger RNA, 6121 nt
Organism: Panicum virgatum (switchgrass)
Lineage: Eukaryota; Viridiplantae; Streptophyta; Magnoliopsida; Poales; Poaceae
Exons: 12
Coding region: 4649-5929 (426 amino acids)
Source: RefSeq, a predicted model, not a curated record
AAAUACUCUGUUUUGACUCAAUGAAACAGCUCUAUUUUUGGCGCAAAUAUUUCUGAUCUAAUAGAAUCAGUUAUUGACUCCGUAGUUAUCUAUUCGCCGGGUCAUCAUAGGCCAUAGGGAUCCCAAGCGACCGUGUGGUUACUGCUCCCUUUCUUGCAUCUCCAUCGCCAUCGACCUCCAGCAGGCGCCACUGCUGUCCCCGCCGUCGCCGGGACCUCCGGCCAGCGCCCCCGCCGUCCGCGCUACCCGUCGCCGGGACCUCCGGCCAGCGCCCCUCCCGUUCCUGCUACCCGUCGCCAGGACCUCCGUCCAGCGCCCCUGCCGUCCCCGCCGUCCAUUGCCGGCACCUCUGACCAAUGUCAUCAGUUUCUCCAACUAGGACUAUCAAUCCGUCCUGCAGGUCCGUUAGUUUUGAUUGCCAUCUCCCUAGUCAAUUUUUAUGGGCUCCUACUUCAGAAAAUUAAAGGGGGGAAGUGCAUUGUUUGAUCUGACAAUUAUUCACGCUCCGUUUGGCUCUCAUGCCCAGUUGCUUGUCUAUCAAUAACAAUUAGGUGUACUGAUACAUUUGGUCUUGUUCAUUUAAAUAAGAUUUUCGUAAUUAAAAUCUUACUGGUAAAUGAUAGAUAUCUCUGUUUUGACUCCAUAUAUAUUGGUACAGGUAGUUAGGUAGUCAGAUAUAAAACACUAGAUGGCACCAAGUAAGGCAUGGAUGGAUUUAGUUGAUGAACGUAUCAGUGAGGAAUGUUUAGAUGGGAACAUCUCCAAAAAAGAUAUUUAUUUGGCUGGUGUAAAAAAGUUUCUGGACUAUGCCUUUAAUAGGACAGGUAGCUCUGAUGAAAUUAAAUGUCCAUGCAUCAGAUGCUGCAAUACAUACUCCAAAUCUCGUGGGGAAGUGUAUUCCCAUCUUAAAAUCUUUGGGAUCAUAGGAAACUAUAGAUUUUGGUAUCAUCAUGGAGAAGUUUUGGGUGAGCCUGAGACAGAUUCAGAAAUUGAAGAGGAUGGUGGCUCUUAUGAAAUAACUGAAGAAGAAGGUUAUAAUGGAAUGGAAGAGUUGAUGAUGGAUUUAUUUCCCCAAGAAACUAACCCAAUCAGCAACACUAUGACGGCACCAACUCCCAAUGAAGAAUAUGAACAGGAACCAAAUGUUGAAGCUGCAAAAUUCUACAGAUUGCUUGAAGACUUGAGCCAACCUCUUUAUGAAGGAUCUAGUAUAUCCAAAUUAGCUGCUACUGUUAAGUUGCUUAAUACAAAGAAUUUGGGGAAGUGGAGUCACAAGUCCUUUUCUAUGUUAGUGGAGUUACUCCGCAAGGACUUUCUACCAGAUAAUUCCACUUUGCCAAACUCUUAUUAUGAAGCCAAAAAGAUUAUGAAGGAACUGGGACUAAGCUACAUAAAAAUCGAUGCUUGCCAUAAUGAUUGCAUGCUAUACUGGAAAAAUGAUAUAGAUGCACAAUUCUGCAAGGUAUGUAACAGAUCGAGAUGGAAGAAAGAUAAGCAUUCAGGUGAAGAAAUAGUGUCAGCCAAAGGGAAGAAGAUCCCAGAGAAGACUAUGCGAUAUUUUCCAAUCAAGCCAAGACUUCAGCGACUGUACAUGUGUAGGAAAAUUGCUAGUUUCUGUACAUGGCAUAAUGAGGGCAGGGUAGAUGAUGGCGUGAUGAGGCACCCUGCUGAUUCUAAAGCAUGGAAACAUUUUAAUGAUACCCAUCCCUCUUUUGCUUCUGAGCCUCGCAAUGUACGGUUGUGCCUUGCUGGUGAUGGUUUCCAACCAUUUACUAACAUGAAAACCUCAUACAGCAUUUGGCCUAUAUUCCUUGUUCCUCUCAAUUUGCCACCUUGGUUGUGCACAAAGCAGCAAAAUAUAAUGCUUUCCAUGCUGAUUUCUGGACCAGAAGGUCCUGGGGAUGCAAUUGAUAUUUACCUGCAACCAUUAAUUGAAGAGCUGAUUGAUCUCUGGGAUAAUGGCGUUGACACCUACGACGCAUCAACCAGGAAAAAUUUCACACUCCGAGCAGCUCUUCUUUGGAUUGUUCAUGACUUCCCAGCAUAUGGGAAUCUAUCAGGACAUAGCACCAAGGGACGGCUGGCUUGUCCCGUUUGCCACAAAGAAACAUGGUCAUUAUGGUUAUCAAAGGGUAAAAAGUUUUGCUACAUGGGCCAUCGGCGAUUCCUUCCAAAUGAUCAUAAAUGGAGAAAGAAUAAAACUUCUUUUGAUGGUACCAGGGAACAUCGUGGCCCACCAAAGCCACUAACAGGAGAUGAGGUGCUACAACAGGUAAAUGAUCUAGAGGAGGUAGUCUUGUCUAAGGAUCCGAGUAAGAAGACCAAGAUAUCACACAGUGAAAGAGGAGAUAACUGGUUAAAGAAAAGCAUAUUUUUUCGAUUACCUUAUUUCAGCACACUUUUGCUGCGUCACAAUCUGGAUGUGAUGCAUAUAGAAAAGAAUAUAUGUGAGUGUAUUAUUGGAACAAUUCUAAAUAUAAUAGGAAAGACAAAGGAUAAUAUUAAUAGUCGCCUUGAUUUGCAAGAAAUGAACCUAAAGCCGCAUCUGCAUCCUAUUGAAGAUAAUGGCAAGACAGAUUAUCCACGAGCACCUUACGAUCUCACUACUGAACAAAAGAAUAAACUAUUACAAUUCUUCAGAGAUUUGAAAGUUCCAGAUAGUUUUUCUUCUAAUAUCAGCCGUUGUGUUAAUUUGAAGGAGCGAAAGCUUUCUGGACUGAAAAGUCAUGAUUGCCAUGUCAUCUUGAAUCAUAUACUUCCUUUUGCAUUAAGAGGACUUGUACCAACAAACAUUUAUGCACCUCUGGUAGAGCUGUCCCAAUUUUUUUGCACAUUGAACUCCAAAGCAUUAUCAACUCAGCAACUGGAGCAACUUGAGAGUACAAUACCAAGCACAUUAUGUAAACUUGAAAUGGAAUUCCCACCCUCUUUUUUUGAUCCCAUGAUGCAUUUACCUGUACACUUGGCUAGCGAGGCCCUGAUUGGUGGACCCACAAUAUAUCGUUGGAUGUAUCAAUUUGAGAGGCAAAUAAAAUUUCUAAAGUCCCUAGUUCGUAACAUGGCUCACCCAGAGGCUUCCAUAGCAGAGGGCUAUCUUGCAUAUGAGUUUAUAACAUUGUGCUCGAGGUACUUGGAUGAUAUGGAGACAAUGCACAAUCGACCUGGAAGAAUCAAUGAUACAUCAGACCAUGAAAAAUUCUAUUUACCAGAAUUCUCCUCUUCUGGACGGCCACUUGGUGCUGGCAAAACUAGAGACCUUGAUAUGGUUGAGUUACAACAAGGCCAUAUUUAUGUUCUCCGAAAUUGUGAUGAGGUCCAACCAUUUAUAAGUGAGUACACCAGCAGUCCUGAGGGCUCCCAAUUACAACAGUUUACACCCCUUUGGAACCAAAAUUUUAUUGUUUGGUUCAAAGAGAAGGUUCAUCAUUUACAUGAAAAUGAUAAAAGUGAACGAAUGGAAGACCUUUUGUCAUUGUCACGAGGCCCUCUAAAAAACACAACAUGUUUUUCAGGCUAUGAUACACAUGGUUUUAGGUUUCGCAUCGAAAGUCGUGAUAGGAACCGGUGUACACAGAAUAGUGGGGUGGCUGUUAUUUCCGAAGGAAGCAUGGAUGAGGACCAUGUAGAAUAUUAUGGUGUUUUGACAGAGAUACUUGAGCUCCAAUUUUUAGGUGGAAGGCGAGUGCCAUUAUUUCGUUGCAAGUGGGUUGACAUCUUUAAUAACUCUCGAGGGAUAAAGACAGAUGUUUAUGGACUUGUUAGCAUAAACUUCAAGUGUUUACUUAAGACAGAUGAGCCAUUUGUCUUAGCUAGACAAGCCUCUCAAGUAUUUUUUGUUAAGGACAAUCUAAUCAAAGGAUGGCACUUGGUCGUCAAAAUGCAACCACGUGACACUUAUGAUGUACCCCCUGGAGAUUCAGAUGAUGAAGCAAUUGAACCUGAUGAUGAUGGUUAUGAAGACGAGCACAUUGAGGACCCUUCAAACAUAUCAUCAUGUGGAAAGAGGAAACCAUGAUGGUGCUAUUUUUUCAUGAGUUGGCUAGCUGUUAGUGUAAGCCUUAGUACAGUAUGGCCUAGAGUUCAAUUAGAGUCAAGGUUAGCUAGAGCAUGCAGCAGGUUUAAUUCUUUGUUUCUUUUCCCUAAUCUCUUCUCAUGUACUGCACACCACUCUUAAGAAAUAUUGCUAUAUUUUCAUUACCAGGUAAGAAUAUUGCUAUAUUUUCAUUACCAAGUUCAGUGUUUAUCAUAAUAAUUUUCCCUUCAUACACCACUUUUAAGUAAUUGAUAUGGCUGCUUACUAGGUUCAGUGCUUAUCAUAAUAAUUUUCCCUUCAUACACCACUUUUAAGUAAUUGAUAUGGCUGCUAUUUGUUCAGGUUCUCACUAUGCAAAGAGGCAGGUAUGGAAAUCUCACGGCUGCAGCAUUGGCUAAGUGACAAUACAUAAGUCCUGGACUGCUUCGUCAGCAACAUGCGAAGCGAACCUAUCCAAAUAUCAGUAGCGGUGCACCAAUCCACAACAGUAGUAAUGUAGGCACCAAUGGUGCUCAUACUUCAAUCAAGAAAGCUACUAGUUUCAAGAACCAUUUCCAAGUACCUGAGGAUAAUCCAGAACAUGGAGAUGAAUUAGAUGAUCUGUGUGAUAGGACAAUGAAUACACCGAAGUCCAAAGGUGCAUAUUUUGCAUAUGCUAGCUCUGAACCAGAAGAUGAAGACACAGAUUGGUCAGAAUGGAACAAGAAAGCAAAGAAGUUCUUAUCCAAGAACAAAGAUCUAGUUGAUCAAGAUAGGAUGCAUGCUGGAUGGAGCAGAGAUGAUGGAAGGUCUGUCGAUCAAGACGGAUUGUCUAAUAAUGAUAACAUGGAGACUGAAGAAGCACAAGAGGAUCAGCAUCUUGCAGAUAGAUUAAAUCGUGACAAAAAAGUUGAAAAGAAACAAGGUCGUGGAAAAAACAAAUGUAAGAAGGUUGCUAAACUAAAGGCAGACGAGAAAAUUAAAGUGAGGUUCUAUAACAAGAGAGCUUUAUCUAAAACAUUCUCACGACAGUUGGGUAGAAUUGUGCGUGAUCUUAACAUCACUCCAAUAAGGGUCAAGAAAUGGACAGAUAUAAGUCCAGUAGCUCAGAAGCACAUUUUUUAUGCAAUUAAGGACAAGUUCGAAAAUGCAGACCAAAAUAUUGAACUUGAUGUCUACGAAAAUGAGAUCAUGGAGCAUGCUAGAGAUCUAUGGAACAAUUGGCGUGGAGACUUAAAUCGGCAUUUUGUUAAGCCAGCAAGGAAUAUGCAACAUGCUAUUAAGAAUUGUCCUCAAGAGAUUCCAAAAGCAGAUUGGGAGUGGCUUGUCAAAGAACAUUUCUACAGCAAGGAGUUCACAGAAAAAAGCAAGAGAAACUCCAAAAAUAGAUCUAGCUUAAAAAUUCAUCAUCACAGUGGCAGCAAACCUUUCAGACAGAUCAUCUGGGACAAUGGUGGCAACCAAAACAAGCCUCCAAGUUUGGACACAUUAUUUUCUAUCACUCACACAAAGGGUGGAACUUUUGUGGAUUCUGAAACCUCCAGCAAGCAUGCACAGAUUCAGAAGGAAAGGUUGUUGAACCCUUCUCUUUCUAAUGUAGAACUUGUGGACAAGUGCUUCCCAUCCACAAGGCGUGACCAUGUUGUUGGUUAUGGUGGUGGAAUAAAAGCAAGAGACUUGAGAAGUCCAGCUAUUACCAAGGCUGAACUGGUAGAAAAAAUAGCACAGUCUGAGCAAGAAAGACAAGCACUUCAGGAUGAUAAUCAAGUCCUUCAUGAAGAAAAUCGAAAAGUUAACAAUCGUAUGAGCCGAAUGGAAGAAGAAUGGGCACAAAUGAAGAAGUAUAUGAGUGCUAACUAUAGCCAACCUGAUUCACCGGGAUCAGCUGGAACAAGAUAUCCGGAUGAAGAUUAUUAAAACAAGACAAGUGAAUGGUUUAUGAGCAGAUCUACGUUGCAUGCAUAUGCCAAUUUUUACAGCUAGUUUGAUCUUCUUUAUAGGAUUGGCCUUAGCCUUUGUUAGUUUCAUGUCCUGGAUAUCUGUUGCAAAAAACAUGAAGUACUAUGAUGUUGGAUUAUGUUUUUUGCAAAUAUAUUUUUUUAACAAGCA